AUGGCCACGAAAGCUGUAGCACGUGUCAGGAAGAAGGACAUUGUUAAAGUCGUGCACAGUGCGCUGUUAAGAACAAAUAUCAGGGCACAAAUGGCUUCAGCAGCUCCUCCGCUGGGACCACAACUUGGUCAGCGUGGUGUGAAUGUCGCAAAUUUCUGCAAAGAAUUCAACAAGGAAACUGCGCAUAUCAAACCAGGUUUGUGGGCAUCAGAUAUAUAG
This is a messenger RNA of Cylicostephanus goldi, 219 nucleotides long. NCBI's taxonomy places the organism in Eukaryota, Metazoa, Nematoda, Chromadorea, Rhabditida, Strongylidae. The record is from the annotation of a GenBank genome assembly.